Messenger RNA from Vanderwaltozyma polyspora DSM 70294, 1077 nucleotides. RefSeq names its product phosphopantothenate--cysteine ligase CAB2 (gene CAB2). Bases 1 to 1077 code for a protein of 358 amino acids. NCBI's taxonomy places the organism in Eukaryota, Fungi, Ascomycota, Saccharomycetes, Saccharomycetales, Saccharomycetaceae. Gene Ontology annotation, molecular function: phosphopantothenate--cysteine ligase activity. The transcript has a single exon. Gene Ontology annotation, biological process: coenzyme A biosynthetic process. Gene Ontology annotation, cellular component: nucleus; cytoplasm. The record is from RefSeq and is a predicted model, not a curated record.
AUGACACCUCCAAGACCAAUUAUUCAUACCUCGACUACCGAGUUAUCCACAGCUAUCAACCAUAAGAUUGCAGAUGAAAUCUUCCCAGUUGCAAAGACGAUCAAUGAUGAAGAUAUUUACUUCCAGACCAAUCCAAGGCCUCCUUAUAUGAACGAUCUUGUUAAAGAUGCUAAGGAGUUUUUAGAAUACCAACGUCAACAAGGUCGUGAUAAAAUUGUUUUAGUCACUUCUGGUGGUACCACUGUUCCAUUAGAGAAUAAUACAGUGAGAUUUAUUGAUAAUUUUUCUGCUGGUACUAGAGGUGCAUCCAGUGCUGAACAAUUCCUAGCAAAUGGUUAUUCUGUCAUAUUUCUACAUAGAGAAUUCUCUUUAACUCCAUACAACAGAAUUUUCACUCAUAAUUUGAAUACUUUGUUCUUAGAUUACUUCCAUAAUGAUGGCUCUCUAAGUGAAAAUUUUAAAGAGACGAUUUUACGUAAUAGAGAAUUAUAUGAUAAAUAUUUAAAUCGUGAAUCAAGGCUAUUACUAUUGCCAUUCACCACCGUUAACCAAUAUUUGUGGUCAUUGAAAAGCAUUGCUAAACUAUUAGACUCAAGCGGCUGUCUGUUCUAUUUAGCGGCUGCUGUUAGUGAUUUCUUUGUUCCAUUCUCAAGAUUACCAAAACACAAGAUACAAUCUAGAGCCUAUGGAGAACUAAGUAAUGAUGAUUCAGAAAAUUCGAACUCUGCAACUACUCCAGAGGGCAAAUUGAUUAUUAAUUUAGACCCAGUUCCAAAAUUUUUGAGGAGAUUAGUAGAAUCUUGGGCAAAGCAAGCAAUGAUCGUAUCCUUUAAACUAGAAACCGAUGAAUCAAUCUUAAUUUACAAGUCUACUCAAGCAUUGGAUAGAUACAACCACCAAUUAGUUAUUGGUAACUUAUUACAAUCGAGAAACAAAGAAGUUGUAUUCGUUACAUCAGAUAAUAGAGAAGGAAGAUGGAUAAAAAAGACAGAUGAAGUUUCUAGUCUUGAAGAAGUGAUAAUUCCUGAAGUGAUCAAAGCUCAUGACGGAUGGAUCUCAAAUCAAGAAGUAAAAUAA